CAGAGAUGUGCCACGUGUACAAAAUGAAUUCGUUAGACAUGGAUCAAGAAACGGUAUAUGGGACACAAGAGGAUAGUCAUGUUGUCAUGUCAGAGAAAGUACAAUCUCUGGCUGGCAGCAUCUAUCAGGAAUUUGAAAAAAUGAUAGCUCGGUAUGAUGAAGAUGUGGUCAAAGACCUAAUGCCCCUCCUAGUCAAUGUUCUAGAAUGUCUAGACAUAUCUUAUACUGAAAAUCAAGAACGUGAAGUUGAAUUAGAAUUAUUAAGGGAUGACAAUGAACAACUUGUUACACAAUAUGAAAGGGAAAAGCAAUUAAGGAAAGCAUCUGAUCAGAAAUUGCUCGAGCUUGAAGAUGUAGCAGAAGAUGAAAGAAAAGAACUAUUAUCAAAUAUUGAUAGCUUGGAAUCAAUUGUAAGGAUGCUGGAACUGAAGACAAAGAACUCACAUGAUCACGGUACAAAUGCUAAUGGCUCUCUCAGUUCAUCCCUUCACAGAACAUCCCUCUACAUUGUUCGUCUUGAAGAAAAAGAGGCCGAACUGAAACGUGAAUACGCUCGUCUGCAUGAAAGAUACACGAAACUAUUUACAACGCAUGUAGAUUAUAUGGAAAGAACAAAGAUGUUAGUGGGAAGUUCAGAAAGAUUAGAAAAUACAAAUAGUGGUCGUGGUCCAUCGCGUUUGCCACCCCUUGGUCUAGCUCAUAUGUCUCGUAGUUCUGGACCAUUAAGUUAUGGUUUUCAGAGCUUAGAAACUAGUAUGAAUGCAGAAGAUGUUCAAAAUGAUAGUCCACAAAAUGGUACUAAUUUAAGGACUGAAAUGCAGGACAGUAGCAUUGAAGCUGUUAUUGAAACAUCUGAUAAAAGUCAAUUAACGGAUAAACCAGCACAAGAAAAUAAAACAACAGCAAUUUCGAGACAUGAGAGUCCAGAAACUGAUGUACCGCUACCUUUGGUUACACCAACAUCGCCAUCAGUAGAAAAACUAGCUACUACUCCAAGUGGAAGAACUAAAACGGAAAGAGAACAACGAAGUGGCAAUACAUUAUACCAGGAACUUAGUUUUCAAGAUGCUGAUGCUUUAGGUGAAAUGGAUGAAAGAGCAGAUAUUACUGGUAGUUGGGUUCAUCCCGGAGAAUAUGCCUCGUCGGUCAAUGACAACUUUUUUGGAAUGGGUAAAGAAGUGGAGAACCUUAUCAUGGAAAACAAUGAACUUUUGGCGACAAAGAAUGCACUCAAUAUCGUUAAAGAUGAUUUAAUUGUCAAAGUGGAUGAACUAACAAGCGAACAAGAAAUGUUACGCGAAGAAGUUCGAGGUCUGCAACAAGCUAGGAAGCGUUUACGGCAAAAGGUCACUACUCUCGAAGAAGAAUUGAAAAAAGUUAAAGAAGAUGCUGAGGCAGCAGCAAAAGCAGCCAAGUUUGACGAUGAAGAAGAUGUACCGUUAUCACAAAGAAAAAGGUUUACCAGGGUCGAGAUGGCUAGAGUGCUUAUGGAGAGAAAUCAGUACAAGGAACGAUUCAUGGAACUUCAGGAAGCAGUUAGAUGGACAGAAAUGAUAAGAGCCAGCAAGACUGAUCCUUCCAGUAUAUCAGGGGGAAAAGGUUCGGUGUGGAAGUUUUUUAGUAACCUCUUCACAGGACCAGCGGAUCGGGGAGCCUUGGUUCGAGGACCGCACACGUUACCUCAUAUUAGGUACAGUGCACCAACAAAUCAAGUUGUCCCAGCUCCACCACUGGACACCAUGCGUAGACGUACGUUGAAAGGUCGCCAUGAGUUUUUCGACCAGGGAGACACCAUAACUUCUGAGAAACUCGUAGCGAGACGUGCGAGUGAACGAAGGGAGCAAUAUCGCCAAGUUCGAGCUCAUGUUAAAAAAGAGGAUGGUCGAUUGCAGGCUUACGGCUGGAGUUUACCUGGAAAACCAAGUGCUCCAGUUAGACACCCCGUUCCUGUGCCAGUCUAUUGCAGUCCUUUACAGGGAUCGAAACCUGGCAUGAAGAUAUGGUGUGGUGCUGGAGUAAAUCUAAGUGGUGGUAAAACGCGUGAUGGUGGUUGUAUGGUUGGUGGAAGUGUGUUUUAUGCUGCCGAAGCUCGGGAAGUAAGUACCAAUUCGAAAACUGAAGCCGAGGAUGCUGUUGAACAUUUGGAUAAGGAGCUUCAGGAGAACGAAAACCAGAGGAUAGAGGCGGAACAGUUAGAGCAACAGCUUAGCUCGUUAGUUUGGAUCUGUACGUCGACACAGAAGGUGUCGAAAGUAAUAGUUAUAGAUGCUAAUAAUCCAGCCAGUAUUUUGGAAGUCUUUAACAUUGGUCAAGGAAAUUUACUUUGCAUCGCAAGUGUACCUGGAGCCAAAGAGAGUGAUUACGCUCAAGUAAUAGAGGAUUCUGUUCGAACUGCCAACGGAGUAAGCGAGAACGAUAGCAACGAAGUGAAUACGAACGGAAACACUGAACAGAACAAUCAGAAGAACAAGCAGGAAAAUCAAGUUUCAACUGAGAAGAAUAAAAAUGAGUCAGACGGUGCUUCGGAAGAACAGAAUAAUGAAAAGGCUGAAAAAUCGAACGACACUAAUCAGAAUACUACCGAGUCACAAAGUUUGGAGAGUGUAGAUAGUGAAACUGCAAAUUUAGGAAAAGUAAUUUUUAUGAGAGCUAAUUUAGAGAUACCAGCCUCACGAUUAAACGAGAAAGAUGAUGCUAAUGAGGAAAAAGAGAGCGACAAGGUUGAAGAAGAUACGCUUACAGAAAAAAUGUCUUUGAUACAACCCACUAUGUGGCUUGGAGCACAAAAUGGUACAGUGUUUAUUCAUUCAGCUGUUGCUAAAUGGUCAGUUUGUCUGCAAUCUGUUAAAUUGAAGGAUGCUGCACUGGCUAUUGUACACAUACAAGGACGAGUUCUUGUUGCUCUAGCCGAUGGAACUGUUGUUUUAUUCAGAAGAGGUGCAGACGGGCAAUGGGAUCUGUCUCAAUAUCAUGUGAUUACCUUGGGUAGUCCACAAUAUUCUAUCAGGUGCAUGACUGCUGUUAGUGGCAAAACUGUAUGGUGCGGAUAUAGAAAUAAGAUUCACGUAAUAGAUCCAGUCUCAAUGGCUGUCGAGUGUACCGUAGAUGCUCAUCCACGUCGAGAGUCACAAGUGAGACAAUUAGCUUGGUUGGGAGAAGGUGUAUGGGUCAGCAUUAGAUUAGAUUCAACAUUAAGGCUCUAUCAUGCUCACACUUAUCAACAUCUUCAAGAUGUCGACAUUGAACCUUACGUUAGUAAAAUGCUUGGGACUGGAAAACUUGGCUUCUCUUUCGUAAGAAUUACCGCGUUACUCAUUUCCUCCAAUAGGCUGUGGAUCGGCACAGGAAAUGGAGUAAUUAUUUCAGUUCCUUUAUCUGAAAGUGCUGGUGGUUCAAUGGCUGUGUCCAGAGUUCAAGCAGCAAGUAGUAAAGGUGAUGCACCGGGUAUGGGUGUUAGAAUUUUCGCCUCUGACCGUGGUGUUACCCGUGGCAGUUUUAUACCUUACUGCAGUAUGGCUCAUGCUCAACUUAGCUUCCAUGGACAUAGAGAUUCGGUGAAAAUGUUCGUUGCUGUGCCUGGUCAUGGUGGCCAAAGCGCGGCGUCAGAUAGUUCUCAACCGGCGAUGCUUGUUCUUGCAGGAGGAGAAGGUUACAUAGAUUUCAGAUGUGGUGAUGCAGAAGACACGGAAGAAGGUAUAGAACAAUCGAAUAGUGACCAUCCAAUAACGAACACUGAAGAACAAGGAGAACAGAGUCAUCUAAUCGUAUGGCAAGUGCAAUGUCCUCUAUCAGUGCCAAUGAAUGGCUAGCCUAGAAAUUCAGGAAACAUGUUGAUCCCGGUGUAUGGUUCACCUUGAACUUCUGCACACGAAACAAAGGUCUGAACGGUUCCCGUGAAUACGCUGUCGAGGCAUCGAUAUGUCAGACUUAUCUUCUGGUCAAGUGAAUGCUGUAUCUAUUUAAUUAUACUUGUAUAACGGUUGUAGCGAUGUAUGCAAACGACUCCAUAAAUAAUGUAACAGCGAGAGAAAAGGGAGAUUAUCGUGCGACUUAUAAGAAUACUAGGGAUUAUUCUUGGUACAUCAU
This is a messenger RNA of Habropoda laboriosa, 4086 nucleotides long. It is a transcript of the gene syd, whose product is annotated as JNK-interacting protein 3. Lineage: Eukaryota; Metazoa; Arthropoda; Insecta; Hymenoptera; Apidae. Gene Ontology annotation, biological process: vesicle-mediated transport. The record is from RefSeq and is a predicted model, not a curated record. Gene Ontology annotation, molecular function: MAP kinase scaffold activity; signaling receptor complex adaptor activity; JUN kinase binding. Gene Ontology annotation, cellular component: cytoplasm. The transcript has 18 exons. Bases 6 to 3809 code for a protein of 1267 amino acids.